GUUUGGUUGCACGGUUCCUCAUUUUUUAUUUGCCGGAUAAGGCGUUUCUGUCCGAUUUAUGCUCUUAUACUUUCUUCACUCCUUUUCGAUGUCAAUCUUCAUGAUAUAAUCAUUUGAUUUCAUCUUUUCAAAUCGUAAAAAAAUAAAAAUAUUAUUCGUUUUCAUCUUCUCUAAGCUGAUCCUCCAGCUAGGGUUUUGAAUUAGGGAUUUUAUUGUUGAAGAGCAUCGAGCAAUGCAUUCGGUGCCUUCUGUAUUUGAUCUAUUCACUCCACCGCAUGCUGCAUCUUUCUAUGGUUUUUUGUGCUUUCAUCGUCUGAAAAACAUGGAGAAAUUUGAUUGGGCUAAUAGUCUUAGUUAACGUUUACUUUUUUUUUUUGAAUCAUCGGUUUUCCAAUUGCUCAUUGCGGUUUCGUUUCCUGAUAUUUGUACCCAAAUCUGUUGGUAUAGUUCGUGAUCUUUGGCGUGUCUUUGUUUAGAGGAUCUGACAAGUUCAUUUCAAUCGUCAAACGCAGAGGUCUUUGCUGCUCUCUUUGUAAUUGAUGGACGAUUGCCCUGCUAGCUACAAUUUGGCGUCUGAAAAUGUAGGCGCUCAUUGCGAGUCAUCAAAGGGGAUGCCUAAUUGUGCUUUUGGAAAUAUAGAAGGUCUUUCUCUAAAUGAUUUUGGCCACCAUUUCACUGAAUGUCUCAAUAUUCAGGAUGCUGAAGACUCAAAUGAUAAGUGCAAUGUUGAGACUGUGAAGGAAGAUGUAACUAAAGAUUCCCAUGGAAGUGAUUCUGGUAGUGCUUCUGUAAAAUGCUUGAUCAAAUGUGCAACUUUUCCAUGCUCUGGUAUUAGCGUGCCUCCUGCAGAAUUUGGUGGGAAGGAGCCAGAGGGAAAUAUGAAUGCUGAAGUAACGACACAUGGUGCUGAAGCUAAAUCUCCUGAUUUGCCUUACUCACGUUCCAUAUCUCUGCCAACUCCUUUGAAGCUUGUAUCUGCCAUAAAAGGUGGCCGUGAGAAACAAGGCAGUCUAUCGAGGAAGCUGACUGUAACAUGGGCUCCAGAUGUGUAUGAUCCUAUUCCAACAUCAGUGUCACAUGUGCCAAAUCCAAACAAGGGACAAAACCAUAAGAAUGGCAAGAAGAAGAAUGGGAAGAAUAAGCAGAAAAACAAUGGCAAAUCCUCACGAGGGAGCAAGGGUAGAGACAAGAAGCAAGCUCGUAAACAUGGAGAGAGUUCUCAGAUAAGUAACCAUCCUCUGGAUGAUAGCAAUAUCGAACCUUCGUCAAGCGAGGUACAGUCUAGCGUUGUGGAUUUGGAUAUUGACAGCCCAGAUCCAUUUUGUGGGAGAAGUUUUCUUCAGAACUCUAUCACAAAACUGCACUUCCCGGUUGCAAAGGCCAGCUGAACUCCCUUUUUGAUCUUGGUGGCUUGGCUCUCUUGAAGAUUUCAUCAGAGUGUUGUGUAAAUAAAUAAGUGUGUGAGGGCUUUGUUAAGCAGUGAAACGAGAAUCGUAGUUAGUCGUGGUAUGUUUAUGCUAAACUUUUCUACCUUUGUUAUGUCAGUUGACUCUUAAAUUUGUUCUA
Solanum pennellii is the source of this 1566-nucleotide messenger RNA. RefSeq lists its product as uncharacterized. Bases 540 to 1388 code for a protein of 282 amino acids. NCBI's taxonomy places the organism in Eukaryota, Viridiplantae, Streptophyta, Magnoliopsida, Solanales, Solanaceae. The transcript is spliced from 3 exons. The record is from RefSeq and is a predicted model, not a curated record.